GAAAACGAUAUCAGCACUUCUACUCGCAGGAGCAACUCUAGCACUAGCACAUGGAGAACCAGACCUGAAGCACGAGCACUUAGGCGACCUCUUCCUGAAACCGCACGGAAAUCAUAGAUGCGAGGAAGGAGUUCCGCAUUUCGAGAAUUCUACCGGCACGACGGAAAAAUUCGGGGGAGAGAGUCUGUAUAUCACAGGGCGUCGCGAGCACGAUCAGAUGCAGGAUGCGGCGAUUCUAUACUUGACGGAUAUUUUCGGGAACGGGUUGCUAAACAAUAGACUAUUGGCAGAUCGUCUCGCCCAGUCCGGAUACCUCGUCGUCAUGCCAGAUCUCUUCCGUGGGGACGCCGUCCCAGCAGAAGCCCUGUCCGAUCCGAACUCCACCUUUGACCUCACGGCCUGGAGAUCUCGACAUCCGCAAUCGCAAAUCGAAGGAAUCAUCGAGUCGGCGAUCAACACGGUUCGGAAAGAUUUCAAAAUCUCGAGGGUUGCGGGCACGGGGUACUGUUUCGGGGGGAAAUAUGUUGCGAGAUUUUUGGCGGAGGGGCGUGGGCUUGAUGCGGGUUUCACGGCGCAUCCUUCUGCUACUACGGAGGAGGAGUGGGGGGCGGUGGCGGGUCCGAUUAGUAUUGCGUUCGGAGCGCUUGAUGAUGCGAAUACGGCUGAGAAUAGGAGUAAGAUUGAGUCGAUUUUUCGGAGUGAGAAUAAGACGUAUCAGACGUCGUUGUAUGCGGAUGCCGAGCAUGGAUUUGCUGUGAGGACGAAUUUGACGGAUAAGAAGAAGGCUUUUGCGCAGGAAAGUGCUUACUUCCAAGCGGUGAGAUGGUUCGAUACUUGGGUCAAGGACGAGAUAUAGCGGUGUGCUCUUCCGCUUUUCAUAGACCGGACCUAGUUAGUCGGUUCGGAACUUGUCAAAGCUUUCUGCAGUCUCUCCC
This is a messenger RNA of Pseudocercospora fijiensis CIRAD86, 935 nucleotides long. RefSeq lists its product as uncharacterized. The coding region runs from base 218 to 856 and encodes 212 amino acids. The record is from RefSeq and is a predicted model, not a curated record. The transcript is spliced from 2 exons. Lineage: Eukaryota; Fungi; Ascomycota; Dothideomycetes; Mycosphaerellales; Mycosphaerellaceae. Gene Ontology annotation, molecular function: hydrolase activity.